AUGGGUAUUUGCAGCUGAUUUUCAAGCAAGGAUACGUGUAAUUGGAUCGACAGUAGCGUCCCUCUGAAACUAAGGCCUUUCUUCUUUAAGGCUUUGAAAUUUUAGCAGAGUUCUAUGAUAAUAAAUGACAGAAGCUCAUUCCGUUUUUGAGUCAUAAUGACUUUUAAACAAGUGGUCCUGCUAAUUCGUUUUCAUUUUUCGGAGAAAUGAUUGAAAUCGAUUAGGUCAGUAAUUUGAUGCGUUCUAAUUCUACUCAGUUGAAUAGUUAACGAAGUGUAUGUUGAUCUAUUGAUUCAGAAGUAAUAUUGCCAGCAACUCAAAAUACCUUUUUCCAUCUUUUUACAGGAUGUCAACUGACUGGUUCAGACAUUUCCCUCCAGGAGGGAUUGAUCAGGAGAUAAGCAGAGAUGCACUGGGCACAAGUGAAAGAUGCAUAUGAUAAAGGUUUCUUUCAUCUGCCAGGUCACCACAAAAAUCAGCAAAACACCUCACUGCAUGAGAAGUUCAAUAUAACACCAUGUCUUAAAUCUCCAGUGGAAAACAGUGAAAAGACAUCUGGCAAGAAUAAUACGUCCCUGGCCAAAUGUAAGCGGCUAGCAUCGAACGAAGUUCUGGCAACUUGGAAACCUUCAUAUCUUGAAACAGGAAGUCAAGCACUCUUAAGGGAACCGAACCGCUUCACUCUACCACCCCUCCGCUCUUUGUCUGCUGGGAAUCGCAGGACAUCUCUUCAGGAUAACCUGAACAGCAAACUUUUCCUACGCUGA
Molecule: messenger RNA, 767 nt
Organism: Porites lobata
Lineage: Eukaryota; Metazoa; Cnidaria; Anthozoa; Scleractinia; Poritidae
Source: the annotation of a GenBank genome assembly